Molecule: messenger RNA, 1193 nt
Organism: Odontomachus brunneus
Lineage: Eukaryota; Metazoa; Arthropoda; Insecta; Hymenoptera; Formicidae
Product: rab-like protein 3
Exons: 5
Coding region: 173-871 (232 amino acids)
Biological process (GO): intracellular protein transport
Cellular component (GO): endomembrane system
Molecular function (GO): GTPase activity; GTP binding
Source: RefSeq, a predicted model, not a curated record
AAACACUUCAAAGCGCCGUAUAGACCAAUCACAAUCUUAUUUCACAUGUUCCAAAGCGUUUUGUAGCCCCAAACGGAUCUUACCCAUGAAAAAUACAAACCCUUUCAGUCAAGCAUCAAAAUUUCCGCAAGUAUAAUUCCUAAAGUCACAUGAAAUUUAAAAUAGCUUACUAAUGGCAGCGAUUGAUAAAGUCAAAAUUAUCGUAGUGGGUGAUUCUGGCGUUGGUAAAACAUCUUUGACGCAUUUGAUAUGCCAACAGCAACCUAUCAGCAAUCCUUCUUGGACAGUAGGUUGUUCAGUGGAGGUCAAGUUACACGAGUAUAAAGAAGGAACUCCUAAUCAGAGACGAUAUUUUAUUGAACUAUGGGACGUUGGUGGUAGUCAAAGCCAUAAAAAUACGAGAUCCGUGUUUUACAAUCCUACAAAUGGUAUAAUAUUGGUACACGAUUUAACGAACCGUAAGUCGCAACAGAACUUGCAGAAAUGGCUGGAGGAGGUUUUAAACAAAGAUGGGACUUUCUCCAGGUCUCGAUCAUUUGAUGACUUUGAUCCUGAGAAGUUUGUGGGCUCAACUCAUAUUCCAAUUUUAGUGGUUGGUACAAAGCUCGACUUGAUUCCAGAAGUGAAAUCCAAUGUGCAUAGACGUUCUUCAACCAUCGCGGAGGAAUGUGGUGCCGACGAAAUAUUUUUGGACUGCCGUCAGAUAAGAUCUUUAGCAGCUGGUUCCAGUUCGUCCGUGAAGCUCAGCAGAUUCUUUGACAGAGUCAUUGAGAGACGCUAUUAUGCCUCUAGAGAAGGAAUCAAUCUUGACAAACGGAGACCGCCAUUGUAUUCUUCUUCAGUUUACACAAAGUUCUAUCAUAAUGACUAAGCGACAUAUAAACGUCUUGACGGAGUAUUAUUCUGUUACAUAAGACAAUUCGGUUUUGCAAUGUGACAUCACCACAGAACUGUGCAAGUUAGUCACAAAGUAACGAUCAUGCAUUUCUUUAUCCACAUUCCUGAUCUUCUUACGGAAGUGUUUUGCCGAAUGUGCUCAAGAUAUGACUGUGAACAAAGUAGCUAAAAACAAAACAAAAAGUAAAUUUUAUAUAUAUAAUUAAGAAUUAAUAUUAUACAUAGUAUAUAAAAAAUAUAUAUUAUAUAAAUUUAUUAUAAAUAAUAUAUUAUAAAUAUAUUACGAAUAUAAAGAA